This is a messenger RNA of Penicillium mononematosum, 669 nucleotides long. RefSeq lists its product as uncharacterized. The transcript is spliced from 3 exons. The record is from RefSeq and is a predicted model, not a curated record. Lineage: Eukaryota; Fungi; Ascomycota; Eurotiomycetes; Eurotiales; Aspergillaceae. The coding region runs from base 1 to 669 and encodes 222 amino acids.
AUGUCUGGCUCUUCCUCCCCGGCUGGAAAGCCUGAGAAGACCAUGUCUUCAAACCUAUUGACCAUGAAGUUUAUGCGACGCGCUGCGGCUGCAAAGGAAACUCAAAGCCCAUCAUCUGAUGACAGCCCACACAAUUCCAAGCGUCCCCGUCUCUCUACCGAGGCUGAGAGCCCUCGUACCUCAGAUAUGGAUGCGAUUGCAGCUGCACUUGCUGCCGAAGAAGAAAAACGACAGCAAGCUGUCGCACGAGCAGCUGCAGAGGCGGGUGAGACACACUGGGUCCUAGAUGUCCCUGCGAUGCCCCAGUCCACUCAGCAGCCUGUGGUAUUGGCGGCAGACUCGUUGGAUGCAGACGAUGAUACCUACUCCGGUGGACGGCGUGCAUAUGGCAAUUUCAAGCGAAAAGAGCGCAAGGCACAAACCACAUCACGGAAGGAGGGCGAUGAGGAUGAUGAGGAUGAAGAUGAAGACAGCAUAAUCAACCCGUCCAAUCCCCAAGAGGUCACCAAAAUGAUGGAAAAGGCCAGACUCAAGGCAGAAGCCAAAGCAAGAGGAAGCUCACGACAGACGAAGCUGUCUGAACUCACCAGUAUAUCUGGGUCUGGCCGGGGGUCUUUGUUGGGAGCCCCAUCCUCUGACAAGAAGAAGAAGAAGCGCAAGAGCUGCUAA